AUGCUUGUGAAGAACUCCCUCCUUCUUGCUGCGGCUCUGACCGCUGGCUCGGCCGCUGCCCGCAUCCAUGGCCAUGAGCGCCGGCACGCUCACCACAAGGCCCAGAUUGAGCCUAUCGUCGAGGUCGAGAAGCGUGGUGGUGUUGGUGAUAUCGUCUCGGCUGUCAUCGAUGGUGUCCUCCAGACUUGGAUCAACGAGUGGUCGGGUGAGAGCGCGACCAGCUCUGCCACCACCACCGCCUCUGCCACCUCUGUGGCCACCACCAUUGUGUCUGUCCCCACUUCCACCGUUGCUCCAUCUGUUGUCGAAUCGACUGCUGUUCCUUCCAGCACCCAGUCCACCGUCAAGCCCACUUCUGCCCCCAGCACUGGCGGUGACUGGCAUGCCACCCCUGCCGAUGGACAGUUCUCUCGCGCCGGGUUCGGCGGCGUUUCCAAGGCCCAGAAGGUUGGAAGCCUGGACUGGGAUUACAUUGGUAACGUCGGUGUCCCAUGGGGUAGCAACAUCAUCGAGGUCGAGGAGAGUGUCGCCAACCAGUACAAGCAUGUUCUCCGCUUCGAAGGUAGCCAGUCUCAGCCGUGGCACGUCGUGUUCUGGAACACCUACGGCCCCGACAACAAGAUGACUGGUUUCUGGGCCCCCAACCAGGCUCUGUCAUUCAACCUCGAGAAGGGACAAGUCAAGUAUGUGGCCAUUGAUGACAACUCUCAGGGUGGCUGGGCUGCGGCUCCUGGCAAGGUUCCCACCACCAACUUCGGCCAGUACGCUGCCACCUGGGGUGAGUUUGACAUGAGCAGCGAGAAGAACGGUGGCUUCUCUGGCUGGGAUGUCUCCUGCAUCAUCGCUCAGCUCAACUCGCUCGAUGUCCAGGGCAUGCGGAUCUGCAACCACCUUGGUCAGGAAUGCUCUCACAUCGGCAAUGGUCUCUCCUCAGUCCUCAACGCCUACACCUCGGCUGACCAGGGCAAGCCCGACCUGGCUGUUUCCCAAGCCUCUGGCCCAGUCCGUCUGAUCGUCGAACUCGACUACGCUUAA
Messenger RNA from Penicillium oxalicum, 1035 nucleotides. RefSeq names its product allergen Asp F4 (gene aspf4). The transcript has a single exon. Gene Ontology annotation, molecular function: IgE binding. The record is from RefSeq and is a predicted model, not a curated record. Lineage: Eukaryota; Fungi; Ascomycota; Eurotiomycetes; Eurotiales; Aspergillaceae. Gene Ontology annotation, cellular component: extracellular region. Bases 1 to 1035 code for a protein of 344 amino acids.